CCCAGACUUAGAGAAGCAGUCAGCAACCACACCCACCUGUCGCUGUCUUCCCACUUAUAUAUAGCCAGACGUCUGUAUACAGACAUCAGUUGAGCUCAAACCCUCACAAGUGACACAGCCAUGAAGACAUUUGUUUUGGUGUUGUCUAUCGUGGCGAUGGUGGCGGUGGCGAGGCCCCAGGGCGGCUAUGGUGGUCAUGGAGGACUUAUUCCCAUUGGCCCUGCGCAAUAUAACUUCCAGUGGGAGGUCAACGACCCUCCGUCAGGCAACUCUUACGGUCAUCAGGAGCACAGAGAUGGAGAUAAUACUAAGGGAAGUUACUACGUGCAGCUGCCGGAUACUCGUCGUAUGUUGGUUGAGUACGUGGUGGACCAGUUCGGCUACCACCCCACCGUCACCUUCGAAGGCAAGGCCCAGUACCCUGUUGGACCCGGUCCAAAGCCUGGCUACUACCCCUAGACCACUUACGAUAUCCUCAGCUACUUCCUCAGACCAGCCGGUCUUGGUCUCAUCUAUGCUACAACUAAUACAUAACCCACAGCCAUCUCAGCCGUUUCCUCAGACCAGCAGGCCCAGUCCUCAGCAAAGUUACUACCAGUAAACGAACCACAACAAUCUCAGCUUCUUCCUCAGACCAGCAAGCUCUGGUCUCAGCUGUGCUACUACCAGUAUACGACCCACAACAUUCUCAGCUCCACUCUCAGACCAGCAGAUCUUGGUCUCAGCUGCUCUACUACCAGCAAACAAACCAUCUCAGCUGUUCACUCAGAUCACAAACAACACAACAUCGGUGUAGAAGCUACAACUACCUCUACUUACAUGAAGAUAUCACAACUCAGCAGGACUGUGAUAAACUCAGCUUAUUUCACAAUAACACGAAGACGUAGACCGAAGUCAGACAGACCAAGACCCUCUAAACCAACUUUACGUAGACCAAAGUCCAGCAGGUCAAGACUCCGUGUCCAAACUUUACGUUCCCAAGGUCCGGCAGACCAAAACCCUGUAGACCAACUUCACGUAGACCCAAGUCAGGCUGUGAGACGUUCUUCUGGUCUCCACUCAGAGCAGGUGAAGACGCGCUACAGUGAUACUGGAUCCAGGUCUUUGUCAAGAGUGGUUCUUCCUGUCAUUAUGUCUAUAAUUCUCCUGACAUUUAUUCUGAGAUAUAAAUCUUUGUAUGACGAAACUUAAGACUGUAAAUAAAAUAUAU
Molecule: messenger RNA, 1210 nt
Organism: Cherax quadricarinatus
Lineage: Eukaryota; Metazoa; Arthropoda; Malacostraca; Decapoda; Parastacidae
Product: pro-resilin-like
Cellular component (GO): extracellular matrix
Source: RefSeq, a predicted model, not a curated record